Molecule: messenger RNA, 417 nt
Organism: Rotaria sp. Silwood2
Lineage: Eukaryota; Metazoa; Rotifera; Eurotatoria; Philodinida; Philodinidae
Source: the annotation of a GenBank genome assembly
AUGUUGAAACUUGUUUUGUCAAAACCAUCUGGCACUGUUGGUAUAUCAGAUGCUAUGAGCGUAUAUAAUAAAAUAGAUUAUAUUGCUGAAAUUAUCAAUUCAAUCUCAUAUCCAUCAACAACGUACCGACAACCAAGAGAUAUUCGUCUAUUUAGAAAGUUCAAAGAAAAUGAAUUGAGAAUUAUUUUGUUGCUUGGUUAUUCAGUAUUUGAAAAUUUUCUUGAUCAAGAACGUUAUGCUCAUCCAAAAGCAUUAGCUUUUAUUGCACAUAUAGUUGAAGGGCAAUAUCUCUCUCGCGAUGCUCAUAAAGGUGUCGAAUACUUAGCGACAUAUUUUGAUAAAAAAUUUGCAUUUCUUUAUACGGCGAGCGAUAUCUCUGGUUUUAUUUCUUUCGAUAAGUUGUUCAAUACAGGAUAG